AUGAAAGCUCUGCCAAUCCUCUUCCCUCUCAUUCCUUCAACAACUUUCGGACUCAACACAAACUUCGGUUAUCCAAUUGCGCCCACUAACUCGAGACAAUUGAUCAAUAAUCCAAACAAGACUACAUUAUCUUUUCAUCACCAAACGGUUUCUAGUUUCGGGCACAGUGAGACGGGAACUUUCAACAAUACUAUAUUCAACACAUCCGUCACACCUCCUGAAUUAGAUCCCGAGACGGAUCCGUGCAUUGCUCUUGAUUCCCCUGACGACGACUAUUAUGAAUUCAUUCUGGUACCCAACACAAAAACAAUUACACUUGCUAGCAAUGCAACAUAUACCCCAAUACCAGAGUUUACACCUCCAAGUUAUUGUCCACCGGGGAUAUCACCAGCGUAUGAGCUACCAUCAUUUCCAUUUGGCAACGAUACCGACCCGAAUCUGAUAGAGUCAAAUGAAACAAGUACAGGAGAAUAUCUAACACUGUCGCCAUUAGCGUCUCCCAGUUAUUCACAAAUAAGGACGACAACCGUUGUUGUUACAAGCAAGAAUCCACAGGUUGUUUUUGCCUCUUAUACUCCACCACAUUUCCCUGGAAUUCAAGUAACAAGAAUUGGAAAGCCAUCUACACCGACUUUCACGUCAACUUCUAUACCAGGCUCUUCGGGUGAAGCAGUUAGCCCCGAAUCAAACAGUGUAGAGAAUCCUGAAGCAGAAUCUAACGAUGAUAUUGCAUCACCUUCGUCUUCUAAAACUUCAGUGGUAGUCCUUGGAGUCCCAGUUAUCUUGACACCGAGCAAUGUUAUUAUAAAUGGACAUACGAUUCAAAGACAAAAAUUCACCUUUAACCAUUAA
This is a messenger RNA of Botrytis sinoallii, 852 nucleotides long. RefSeq lists its product as uncharacterized. The record is from RefSeq and is a predicted model, not a curated record. Bases 1 to 852 code for a protein of 283 amino acids. The transcript has 2 exons. NCBI's taxonomy places the organism in Eukaryota, Fungi, Ascomycota, Leotiomycetes, Helotiales, Sclerotiniaceae.